Meloidogyne enterolobii is the source of this 579-nucleotide messenger RNA. The record is from the annotation of a GenBank genome assembly. NCBI's taxonomy places the organism in Eukaryota, Metazoa, Nematoda, Chromadorea, Rhabditida, Meloidogynidae.
AUGAGUAAGGAGAGUUCUAACUGGGAUUUUCUCCUCAUAUCACCCAACCCAAUUAUACUCCCCCUCUUUACAGCAAUAAAAACAAUCACCUCAACACAUCCUUCAAUUUCUACCACUAUCUCCACCACUACUAUAACUAAUACCUCAACAACACCAGCACCUUCUUCAACCCCUCUUCUCAACACCUCAAAAACAGAUACACCACUAAAAACAGAAAAAUUACACGUUAAUAAUUCUGGUAAAGGACCAGAAACCAUAAAAUUGGAUAAUGCUUGUUUCAUUACAUUUCAAGCCGAACCUUUAGCUAAUAGACCCUCCCAUCACAAAGCACCUUUUGAAUUAAAAUUGGAUGUAGAAUCUAUUGAAGUGUGUGCUAUACGGUGUUAUCAGGACGGCUGUACGGGAGCCAUCUUUAACAAAACCAGCAAUACUUGCGAACUAAGCUACGACGACAAAUACUUCUGUUCCUCCGCCCCUAUAAUUAGCCGUUUUGCCCAUCUGGCAAAUUUGCGUCAUUUAAACGUUCUUUGGAUUCAUUGUGUUAAUUGCCGUAUGUUUUUGAUAUUUUUAAUUAAUUAA